Entrophospora candida is the source of this 993-nucleotide messenger RNA. The record is from the annotation of a GenBank genome assembly. Lineage: Eukaryota; Fungi; Glomeromycota; Glomeromycetes; Entrophosporales; Entrophosporaceae.
AUGCCAAUUGAUAAAUUAUCGUUUCGUCCACCUUUAUCUUGGGUUGUUGAGGAUAUAUCAAACGUUUAUAAAGAUCAUACUAGACAUUUUAAAUCAUACUCAUUAAAGGACUUUUUUGAGUUAAAAAGAAAUGCAGACGUUAUAAUUAUAGCAGGCGAAGAACCCAAUCAAAAAGAAUUUUUAGCACAUUCCAAUAUAUUGAGAAAAGCAUCUUCAUAUUUUGAAGUAGCGUUAUCUGAAACAUGGGCUAAAAGAGAAAAUAACAAAUAUAUUAUUAAGAAAGAUAAUAUUUCACCAGAUGUAUUAUCAUUUAUACUUGAAAAAAUAUUAGAAAUAUUAAAUGCAUCGGAUGAAUUAUUAAUAUUAUCAGAUAUGAUUGAUAUUUUAAAGGAACAAAUAUUUACACUGGUAUGGAUCGAAGAUAAUUUUGAUAUAGCAUUAUUGAUUUUAUCAUUUGGAUGGUUUGAAAACACUUUUCUACAUUGUUAUUGCUUGAAUGAAAUAACUUUUUAUCCUGAAUUAUUUUUUGAAUCAAAUUUAUUAAGUUUCGUUAGAUAUAAAGAAAUUACACUCAAACAAUACAAAAAAUAUAUUCUACCAUAUAAAGACAUUUUGCCAGAAGAAAUCAAGUUAUAUUUUGAUAAUUAUAAUGACAUUUACUAUUAUUAUCUAAUAAAAGUUAGAAAUCCUUUGAUUGAUAGAGACAAUUUCAAUUCAAAUCUAAUCAAUAUAGAACAAGCAUUUUAUUUACAAAAAGACAUUUUCAAUAUAGAUAACAAUUUAAACACUUUUCUAAAUGAUAAUAAUAGAGCCAUAAUAGAGUUCAAAUUAUUAUUACGUGGCAGUACAAAUGGAUUUGCAUCAAAAAAUUUUCACAAAUUAUGUGAUAAAAAAAAACAAAUCAUUGUAGUAAUAAAAAUCAAAGAAAAUAAGCAAAUUAUUGGCGGAUAUAAUUCAGUUGGAAAAACCAGAAUACAAAAUAUCAACAUUUAA